GCGCAUGUAUGAUGUAUUAUGUUUACUAGAUGUUCGCAGUUAUGAGGGGACUAAAAAAUCAAAUUAAUCAGGGUAUUAUAUCUUUCAAAAACGAAUAGUUUUUUACUUCGAUCAAAUUAGAAGACCUCUUCAUUAUUUGAAACAAAUUUCUUACCAGAAAACGCCUCUAUGAAAGGAGCUAUGGAAUUAAGAGUUGGGAAUAAGUAUCGGCUUGGGAGGAAAAUUGGUAGCGGAUCCUUUGGUGAUAUUUACCUUGGAACCAACAUAACUACAGGUGAAGAAGUUGCUAUCAAAUUAGAAUGUAUCAAAACCAAACAUCCACAAUUACAUAUCGAGAGCAAGUUUUACAAAAUGAUGCAGGGUGGAGUUGGCAUACCAAUCAUUAAGUGGUGUGGUUCAGAAGGUGACUACAAUGUUAUGGUCAUGGAGCUACUUGGGCCGAGCUUAGAAGACCUCUUCAACUUUUGUAAUCGUAAAUUUAGCCUUAAAACUGUACUACUUCUAGCUGAUCAACUGAUUAGCCGAAUAGAGUACAUCCACAGCAAAAACUUCAUCCAUAGGGACAUUAAACCAGACAACUUUCUGAUGGGAUUGGGAAAGAAAGGAAACCUGGUGUAUAUUAUAGACUUUGGUCUAGCUAAGAAGUACAGAGACUCUCGUACCCACCAGCACAUACCUUACAGGGAAAAUAAAAAUCUGACCGGAACUGCUCGAUAUGCCAGUAUAAAUACACAUUUAGGCAUAGAACAAAGCCGGCGAGAUGACUUAGAAUCAUUAGGCUAUGUUUUGAUGUACUUUAAUCGUGGCAGUCUACCAUGGCAAGGCUUACGAGCUGCCACCAAACGACAGAAGUAUGAAAGAAUCAGUGAAAAGAAGAUGUCUACCCCAAUAGAUGAACUGUGCCGGAGUUUUCCAUCGGAGUUUUCUACUUACCUUAACUACUGCCGGUCUCUUCGUUUUGAUGAAAAGCCAGAUUAUUCAUAUUUGCGACAACUAUUGAGAAAUCUCUUUCACAGACAAGGAUUUACUUAUGACUAUGUGUUUGACUGGAAUAUGCUAAAGUUUGGAGGAAACAGGAAUCAUCAGGAGCAGCAAGAGGACCAAGAAAGAAGAGAUCGGCAUCACCAGCACACUAGCAACACUUCCCGAGCUGCCUUGCUGGGACCAACGACGGGCAGUAGUAGCAGGUUACGGGGAGCUCCUGAUUCGGCUAGUCCUGGUACUGGACGAUCUCUCAGUUUGCAUCCUACUCCUCCUGCCAACACGGCACAGGCUGCUAUGGUGCCACCAGUCACUGCUCCUCUCCCACUUCUUAAUCCUGUGCCUGUAGGUGUGACCGUGAGGUCUCGCACACGCUCUUCGCCACGAGCUGCUCUUCCCAGUCACGAGGGUGCCACACAUAGGUGACCAGAGUAAUCCGUAAAGUCUGUAUUUUAUCGUUUUCAAUGGUCAAGGGACCCAAAGUUUUUUUGUAAGAGAAGGAAGCUGGUAGUAAAGUUGUUUUUUGUAGGCAGCAUUCUAAUGAGACAGAGUUUUCAUGAUGAUUUCUUAGGACAGGUUUGAAAGGUAGGCUUUUUCAGGUUACAAAAUGGUGGGAUUAAAACAUCUGGAAGAAGUGCUUCCAUUAACUGGUCAACGCUAAUUCUUCGUAACACGUUAUCAACAACAGUAGCGGGGUCUUUGAGGUGAUAUAGCAGUGCACAUCUUGUCAUUGGAGGAAAGCCAUGAAGUUGACUUUUUUUUUUCAAAUCUUAUUUUUUUAUGAUUUUUAUGUUAUAAAAAGAUUCACAUAGUGUGUGUGGUUAU
Messenger RNA from Limulus polyphemus (Atlantic horseshoe crab), 1806 nucleotides. It is a transcript of the gene dco, whose product is annotated as casein kinase I. NCBI's taxonomy places the organism in Eukaryota, Metazoa, Arthropoda, Merostomata, Xiphosura, Limulidae. Gene Ontology annotation, molecular function: protein serine/threonine kinase activity; ATP binding. The transcript has 8 exons. The record is from RefSeq and is a predicted model, not a curated record. Gene Ontology annotation, cellular component: cytoplasm; nucleus. Bases 169 to 1407 code for a protein of 412 amino acids. Gene Ontology annotation, biological process: signal transduction; endocytosis; peptidyl-serine phosphorylation.